GCCCUUUCCCCUGGCAGGGGCUCCUCAGGCAGCUUAGGAUGGGAAGGGUAGGCUGCAGGAUUGGGUGGACUGAGGCAGGCACGCGUGCGUGCACUGGGGGUGUCCGUGGGGGAGGGGCACUUGCAAAGGGCUUUAGGGACCAGCCUGAAGCAGCUGGUGAGCUGGGAUGAAGAUGCAACUUAAGAGAGCUGGAGACUGAGUGCAGAUAAAACAUGAGUCCCCAAGGGCCCUUAGGCAGCUGCCUCCCAGGCAAUCAGCCCGGUCUGGGAGACCCCACCCCUGCUGUGACAUCACAGGGGAGUGGGGUGGAGACACAUAAAAGGGGGUCCCCCGCCCUGGUCCUGGACUCUUGGCAGCCAGAGUGUCAAGAGCAGAGAAUCUGGACACUGGACUGGGGUUGCCUGGCUUGCAGGAGCAGGUGCCCGCUCCUUGGAGCAUCUCCGCACUGCCCCUCGGAGCCUGGGUUCCUGUGCUGAGGCCCUCCCCCUCUGCACCAAGCCAGCGCCCCUGAGCACCCUCACAGCAUGAACUGCGUCUCGGACUUCUUCACCUACGAGACCACCAAGUCGGUGGUGGUGAAGAGCUGGACCAUCGGCAUCAUCAACCGUGCGGUGCAGCUUCUCAUCAUCUCCUACUUUGUGGGUUGGGUUUUCCUCCAUGAGAAGGCAUACCAGGUGCGGGACACUGCCAUCGAGUCCUCGGUGGUGACCAAGGUGAAGGGCUUUGGACGCUAUGCCAACAGAGUCAUGGACGUGUCGGACUACGUGACCCCUCCCCAGGGCACCUCUGUCUUUGUCAUCAUCACCAAGAUGAUUGUUACAGAAAACCAGAUGCAAGGAUUCUGCCCAGAGAACGAGGAGAAAUACCGCUGUGUGUCUGACAGCCAAUGCGGGCCGGAGCGCUUCCCGGGUGGGGGCAUCCUCACUGGCCGCUGCGUGAACUACAGUGCCGAGCUCCGGACCUGUGAGAUCCAGGGCUGGUGCCCCACCGAGGUGGACACGGUGGAGAGGCCCAUCAUGAUGGAAGCGGAGAACUUCACGAUUUUCAUCAAGAACAGCAUCCGCUUCCCUCUCUUCAACUUUGAGAAGGGGAACCUGCUUCCCAACCUGACAGCCAAGGACAUGAAGACCUGUCGCUUCCACCCAGAGAAGGCUCCCUUUUGCCCCAUCCUGAGGGUCGGGGAUGUGGUCAAGUUUGCAGGGCAGGAUUUUGCCAAACUGGCCAACACGGGUGGAGUCUUGGGCAUCAAGAUCGGCUGGGUGUGUGACUUGGACAAGGCCUGGGACCAGUGCAUCCCCAAAUACUCCUUCACCCGGCUGGAUGGCGUUUCUGAGAAGAGCAGCGUCUCCCCAGGCUACAACUUCAGGUUUGCCAAGUACUACAAAAUGGAGAACGGCAGCGAGUACCGCACCCUCCUCAAGGCCUUUGGCAUCCGCUUCGAUGUGCUGGUGUAUGGGAAUGCUGGCAAGUUCAACAUCAUCCCCACCAUCAUCAGCUCCGUGGCAGCCUUUACAUCCGUGGGAGUGGGGACUGUCCUCUGUGACAUCAUCCUACUCAACUUCCUCAAGGGGGCUGACCAGUACAAAGCCAAGAAGUUCGAGGAAGUGAAUGAGACAACACUGAAGGUCACUGCCUCGGCCAACCCCAUGUACCCUAGUGACCAGACCACGGAGGAGAAGCAGUCCACGGAUUCUGGAGCUUUCUCCAUUGGCCACUAGGGCCUCUUCCCAGAGCCCCAAACACACCCAAGGGCUCCAGAUCUCCAACAGAGAACCCUUUCUGGCAAGGUGUAUGGGAGAGAAGAGGGGCUGUCAUUUCCAUUGCCCAUCCCAUGAGGUCAUUGACAGGACCAUGUGCCUGGGUCUCCCAUUGCUGCAGCGGGCAGGUGCUGCCCCCUGCUAAGACUUCAUCCUCACCUUCGCCCCUUGCCUGCC
Molecule: messenger RNA, 1934 nt
Organism: Ochotona princeps (American pika)
Lineage: Eukaryota; Metazoa; Chordata; Mammalia; Lagomorpha; Ochotonidae
Gene: P2RX3
Product: purinergic receptor P2X 3
Exons: 12
Coding region: 525-1718 (397 amino acids)
Biological process (GO): monoatomic cation transmembrane transport; response to ATP
Cellular component (GO): nuclear inner membrane; plasma membrane
Molecular function (GO): purinergic nucleotide receptor activity; ATP binding; extracellularly ATP-gated monoatomic cation channel activity
Source: RefSeq, a predicted model, not a curated record